Messenger RNA from Spodoptera litura, 342 nucleotides. The record is from RefSeq and is a predicted model, not a curated record. Lineage: Eukaryota; Metazoa; Arthropoda; Insecta; Lepidoptera; Noctuidae.
AUGCUUGGCACGCCAACUAUGUUCGUGGCGCCCUCUGACCAUGUUAAACGCGGCAGGAGUAAUGAUGAUGGUGGUGAUGGUGGUGAUGAUGAUUGUGGUGAAGGUGGUGGUGAUGAAGAUGGUGUUGGCGAUGGUGAUGGUGGUGAUGAUCAUGGUGUUGAUGAGGAAGGUGGUGAUGAUGGUGGUGAUGAUGAUAAUGAUUGUAAUGAUGAUGAUGAUAAAGGUGGUGAUAAUGAAGGUGGCUAUGAUGAAGUUGGUGAUGAUGCACGUGGUGAUGAUGAAGGUGGCGAUGAUGAAGUUGGUGAUGAUAAACGUGGUGAUGAUGAAUUAGGUGAUGAUUAA